Rodentolepis nana is the source of this 288-nucleotide messenger RNA. The record is from the annotation of a GenBank genome assembly. NCBI's taxonomy places the organism in Eukaryota, Metazoa, Platyhelminthes, Cestoda, Cyclophyllidea, Hymenolepididae.
AUGGAAGCAAACAUUUCGGAUGACAAACAACCAAUUCCCAGAUGGGGCUACAAGGAUACAAACGUACCUGGAAAGGAAAUCGAAGACAUGCUAAACAGCGACCCUCUGGAACUUAUUUACAGCAAUGAGGAUCCGGCUACAUAUUUGCACUACAAUGGAACCAGAACAAUUCCUCAGUCCUGGCUUCAAGCCACAUCACGACAUCAGCGAGCAUACACGCCGCACAUAAUUGACGAUCCUGGUUCUGGUCACAAACCAGUCAUUGCUAGUGGCAAGCGACAUCAGUGA